GAUGGAGGAAAAAUGUCUCAGUAUUUGUCCCAACUGGCUAUUGGUGAUCUGAUCGAUGUCAUGGGACCGAUUGGAUUGUUAACAUAUUAUGGUGGCGGGCAUUUCACGUAUGGGAAAAGAGAAUAUCGAAAACGGAAAAUAGGAAUGAUUGCUGGGGGGACUGGAAUCACCCCAAUGCUGCAAAUACUCCGCCAUAUAACAAACAACCGAACAGAUCACACAGAAGUUUGGUUGCUCUUCGCGAAUAAGUCAGAAGAUGAUAUUUUGGUUCGAGAUACUCUUGAAGAAAUCGUUUCUCAUCAUAGUGAACAAUUUCAUCUUUGGUACACAAUCGAUGAAGCGCCUCUAAAAUGGAAUUAUUCAGUUGGAUUCAUCAAUGAGGAAAUGAUACGAGAACACCUGCCACCACCAGGAGACGAGUCAUUAGUAUUGCUCUGUGGACCUCCACCAAUGAUCCAAUUUGCAUGCAAACCAAACCUUGCGAAAGUUGGUUGGCAUGAAAAUGACAUUUUAGAAUUUUAG
This is a messenger RNA of Condylostylus longicornis, 522 nucleotides long. RefSeq names its product NADH-cytochrome b5 reductase 3-like. The transcript has a single exon. The record is from RefSeq and is a predicted model, not a curated record. Lineage: Eukaryota; Metazoa; Arthropoda; Insecta; Diptera; Dolichopodidae. Gene Ontology annotation, molecular function: FAD binding; oxidoreductase activity. The annotation marks the transcript as partial.